UAUCAUUAUUGUGGUUAUGAGGAAAUAGAUCGGGGACAAACGUCGCGUCAGGUACGAGACUAGAGCGCGCGCGGCAGUCUGUAGGUCUAUAUCCUUACAUCGGGGGGUUUAUUUUUAUUCUAUUCAAUUUCAUUGAGCUGGACAUGACCGAGGAGCGUGUUUCGGAUAAAUCAAGACGUGGUUUUAUGGUUUUCUGAUGAUGACCAUGAUGAUGAUGAUGAUGAUGAUGAUGAAGCUUUCUGAAGACUGACAGGACUUACUGGUGUCUGUGGAGCGAUGCUGUCGCUCAUGCUCCUCUUACUUUACUGGUGGAGCUACAGUGAAGCUUCCCUGGAGUCCUUACACUCUGCAGCCCAUGAAGGAGAUGGCCCAAGGCCAUACAUAUAUUACUGCCGCUCUCCGAACAUGGAAACUUUUACUUGCUGGUGGCAUCCCCUUGACAACAGUCUCCAGGGAGAUGACAACAUCACCUACAGGCUCCUCUACACCCUUGGUAAUGGGCCUCCAACAGAGUGCCCCGACUAUGUGAGCAGCGGACCGAACAGCUGUUACUUUGACACCGUGCACACAGUGGUUUGGGAGGUGUACUGUCUGAAUGUAACAGCAUACAGCAGCAGUGGUUCUUUCACCUCUAACGAGCACUGUUUGGACGUGGCCGAUAUCGUCGAGAUCGAUCCGCCUUUUAACCUCACGUACACUUUAUUGAACAUGACCAAGGAUGAAGCAUGUUGCACCGUUCUUGUGUCCUGGCAGUACCCCAUCGCCCAACAUGUCCAAAUUGGGUGGAUUACACUCGUCUAUGAGCUACGUUACAGAGCGGUCUCUGAGCCCAAUAACUGGAAGGUUAAGGAGCGGCUGCGCGAACCCCAUCUGGAGCUUCUAGGCUUGUCGGUGGGGAGUUAUGAGGUCCAAGUGCGCUGCCGCUCGAAAAACAACAAUCUGUGGAGCAAGUGGAGCGCCCCAAUUACCGUUGACAUUCCUUCCAGACACACGCCUGGUCACAUGCUGUACAUUUCUGUACUGCUGGCUACCAUUGUAGUCAUAAUUGUGCUUAUCACUGGGCUUUGGGUCAUUCCACAAGGCAAGAGGAUAAAAGCAUUCCUACUGCCACCUAUCCCCAAACCCUGCAUCAGAGGAAUCGAUCCCAUACUUCUAAAGAAAGGCAAGAUGGAUGAAAUCAAUCAGCACUUUUCCUCCCUGCAAGGCUACAAAGUACCACACUACAGUGGGGAGUCAGUGUACGAGGUCAGCCUGGAUGAAGGUAUCUCUUUAUCCCAAAGGAGCUCCAUGUCUAGCAUCCAAGAAGUUAGCGAGAUACAAGGCAUACAAAGCCCUGCCUGCACUGAAGGACAACAACUACUCCAAACCCCUGACAGCCCCAACCCGUACUGUCAAGGCCCCCCCUACUCUACGAAAGAGUCUUCAGAGGUGGCCAUGAGCCCUGAAACCCUUUUGUGGGCUUGGCCGAUGAAAAGCAACACGCAGCCCAAGUUGCUCUCGUUCCCAGGUAUGGAUUACAGCAUGAUUAUAGGGCCUGGCCCUAAAAGUACCAAUGCUCCCACUGCUCAGGAAUUCUACACCUGUGUUCAUGGAGUAACCGAUGACGAGAUGGUGCAGCUGGUGCCCUGCAUGUCAGAUUUACUCAAAGGCUCUCCAUAUUUUGACCUAAAGGAUAAACCAGAGGAGGACACGGAGAAGCUCAGCCAGUUAACAGCAUACUUGGAGAAACGGAAAGAGCUUCAAAACAAUGAAAUAAGGUUGAGCGCAGGAGAGGAGAAGCAGAACGAGUACGUUGUGCCUUUAUUACCCCAACCGACGGAAAGGAGCUAAACGAUGAAUCCAUGAACAGCUUUCAAAAGUUUCUGUGACAGAAAAAGAAAUCAGGUGUAGACCGAAAUUGGGUUGUAUUGCCGUUCAUAGCUGAAGUUCAAGAAAACUAUUUGAAAUGUGUUGGCCACCUUCAUUUUAAGGUGGUGUCAUUAUUGUAAUGUGGCCACUAGGUGGUGUAAUUAUUAUGCUUUCGGAUUGUUCUGACUGUUGAAAGUUUCUCAAAUUCAUAUAAAACUAUCACUUAUUCGAUUUUGGAAUUGAUCCAAACAGGCUCACGAUCACAGCAACAAUUCUUGUUUGCAGAACAUUUGAAACCCUUUUCAGGCGAGCUAUUGAGCACGUUAUUAUCCAGAGAAAUUAGAAUCGUUGGCAGCACAGCCAACACCACUGGUUGUCCUAACUGUUUGGAUCUCAGUAUCUAAUUAUCCAUGACAUUUUUAAUGGGAACUAACUAUCUAAAACAUGAUCAAAGCAGAGAAAAAGCACACAUCUUUAGCCAGACGGGCUGAUUUUAAGGAGGGAUUGUUAAACCCGGUGAUCAUUGUGAUCUAUGCCCAUGGUUUCCAACCUGGGGUCCACACCCCCCUCAGGGGGGUACAAAAAUGCAGGGUGUGUUAAAAGUUAUGAGGAUUUUAAACAAGAUCAUAGUUAUACAAUUACAGUAUAAUAAAAAACUUUAUUUAAAAUGAUCAAAUUAUUAUUUUUAUAUAAAUAUAUAUCUAUAUAUAUUUUGUGUAUAUGGGCUGGGCUGAGCUGGUAUAGGUUGUAGCCAGGAGGGGCUCAGCUCUUCUUAAAUCCAAGCAGGGGACCUCCAAGGAAAAAUGCGGCAUUAGGAGGAAAAUGACUGAAAUAAUCAUUUACACUUUAGUUUGGUAUAUCAUAUUUAGGUCACAUUUCUGACAUUAAGCUGAAUUUUGGUCCGAACCCAAUUUUCCAAUCUUUUUCCAGAGUUGCUUUCUUUUCAU
This is a messenger RNA of Clarias gariepinus (North African catfish), 2795 nucleotides long. RefSeq names its product growth hormone receptor-like. Gene Ontology annotation, biological process: cytokine-mediated signaling pathway. Bases 277 to 1830 code for a protein of 517 amino acids. Gene Ontology annotation, cellular component: external side of plasma membrane. NCBI's taxonomy places the organism in Eukaryota, Metazoa, Chordata, Actinopteri, Siluriformes, Clariidae. The transcript has 9 exons. The record is from RefSeq and is a predicted model, not a curated record. Gene Ontology annotation, molecular function: protein binding; cytokine receptor activity.